UAAUCGAAAAGAAAGAGGCAUGGAGAUAUCAAUAACCUCAGAGUAUAUAUAUAUAUCCUCUUAUUCACUGCAAGUGUUAUACCGAGCAUUUUAGCCAGGCGAAGUAUAGUAGUUGAGCAACAAGGUACUUGCUAGUUCAUACCCUUCUACCUAAUCAUUCUCUACCAUUGCUAUUCCACACUUCACCGUCCAAGAUAACCUCAGUCGUCAUUCUGAGUCUUUGAAAUAAACCGACGUCAACCUUAAGUCUCCUGAUCCGCCGUACCCUUAUCGAUAAGGAUGGGCCGAUGCCAAGUCGACGUCACGUGCCAUGCGGCGUGAGUCGGGGCGCAUGUUGCAGGGACCGGUCCUCUGCCUGUUAUUCGACAUCAUAACUUGAGAACCGUUCGCCAUGCUACAUCGAUUAACCUCGUUGUGGAGUCGGCUUCCGCAACAGGGACUUGGUUCCCGGAUCCCGCCAUCAUGCCCCAACACGACAUUCUUUGGACUAGGGAGGAGGUGUUUCAGUCGCAAUUCGGUCCUCGGACGGAGCGCGUCCUCUACACCGUUCAAUACACCUCAAUCUAAGCAGCGCAAUGCGUCCACGAUGUACUACACAGCGAGCAUGAUCCUGGGCACGGUGGCCCUCGCAUAUGGCUCUGUUCCUCUGUACAAAAUGAUCUGCCAACAAACCGGUUGGGGCGGCCAGCCUAUCCUGACUCACCGCGGAGGCGACGGAGAUGCCUCCGAGCGCGUUGUCCCCGUCACCGACUCUCGCCGGCUCCGGAUCACAUUCAAUGGAUCGGUCUCGGACGUAUUACCCUGGAAGUUCACGCCACAGCAACGCGAAGUUCGAGUGUUGCCCGGAGAGACGGCGCUCGCGUUUUACACGGCGACCAACAAGGGACCCGCGGAUAUCAUCGGUAUCGCUACAUACAGUGUGACUCCGGGACAGGUCGCUCCGUACUUUAGCAAAAUCCAGUGCUUCUGUUUCGAAGAGCAGAAGCUGAAUGCGGGAGAGUCGGUGGAUAUGCCGGUGUUCUUCUUCAUUGACCCUGAUUUUGCCAAGGACCCGGCAAUGAAGGGCAUCGAUACCAUCACGCUUUCGUACACGUUUUUCAAGGCGAAAUAUGACGAUAACGGCGUUUUGAAACCUUUGCCAUCGGGUUGAGAUUAUAUGCGGUGAACGGUCCGAUUUCUCUUGGACAUUGAAGGCAAAUCACAAAGAGCCCCCGUGGGCUCUCCUGGUAGUAUCUUGGCCAGAAGAAUCGGACGCUGCCAGAAGAGAGUUAUGAGAUACGCACCGUCGGCUAUCGAACCGACGACACCGAUGCCCCUUUUGCACAUUUUUGUUGGCAUGGGAAAUACCCCCUCCUCUCCGAAGAUAUUACUUGUAUUAUAUUUUAUAGAAUCACGCCUCCUUGGCCUUUGUACUAUACUAUAGCAUCAUGGGAGACGAGCUCGCAUUUGUAACGUGAUUGUUGAAGAAGCAUGAUGCCUAGGGAAUUCUCGAAAUAGAAGUGUGGAGUGUUCUCCUGGG
Messenger RNA from Aspergillus campestris IBT 28561, 1519 nucleotides. RefSeq names its product cytochrome c oxidase assembly protein. The transcript has 4 exons. Gene Ontology annotation, molecular function: copper ion binding. Bases 392 to 1150 code for a protein of 252 amino acids. Gene Ontology annotation, cellular component: mitochondrial inner membrane. Lineage: Eukaryota; Fungi; Ascomycota; Eurotiomycetes; Eurotiales; Aspergillaceae. The record is from RefSeq and is a predicted model, not a curated record.